This is a messenger RNA of Magallana angulata, 4665 nucleotides long. Its product is annotated as dynamin-1-like. The coding region runs from base 79 to 2757 and encodes 892 amino acids. Lineage: Eukaryota; Metazoa; Mollusca; Bivalvia; Ostreida; Ostreidae. Gene Ontology annotation, molecular function: GTP binding; GTPase activity; microtubule binding. Gene Ontology annotation, cellular component: synapse; microtubule; cytoplasm. The transcript is spliced from 23 exons. The record is from RefSeq and is a predicted model, not a curated record. Gene Ontology annotation, biological process: receptor-mediated endocytosis.
CGGCCUUCAUUAUAUCAGCUUCCGCCAUGAAUUGAAUGACUGUCAACAUAGUAUAGUACCCGAAAACAGAUCGCUAAAAUGGCCGGAAAUGUUGGUAUGGAGCAGCUUAUUCCUAUUGUGAAUAGGUUGCAAGAUGCCUUCGCGUCCUUAGGCCUCCCUCUUUCCCUUGAUCUACCCCAGAUAGCUGUAGUUGGAAGUCAAAGUGCGGGGAAAAGUUCGGUGUUAGAGAAUUUUGUGGGCAGAGAUUUUUUGCCGCGAGGGUCCGGUAUUGUAACAAGGCGCCCUCUGGUUUUACAACUGAUCAACAGCAAUACAGAAUAUGCAGAGUUUCUCCACAAGAAAGGUUCAUGCUUCACGGACUUUGCAGAGGUUCGUAAAGAAAUCGAGGCAGAAACAGACAGAGUAACGGGCCACAAUAAGGGCAUUUCCAACAUCCCAAUCAACCUCAGAGUCUAUUCCCCUCAUGUAUUGAACUUGACCCUGAUUGAUCUGCCUGGAAUGACACGGGUUGCUAUUGGAGACCAGCCCCCAGACAUAGAAAUGCAGAUCAGAGCCAUGCUUCUAGAAUUUAUCACCAAGGACAGUUGUCUUAUCCUGGCCGUAUCCCCCGCCAACACAGAUCUUGCAAACUCCGAUGCUCUAAAAAUAGCAAAGGAGGUAGACCCCCAAGGGUUACGGACAAUAGGUGUGAUUACCAAACUAGACUUGAUGGACAAAGGAACAGACGCCAGGGAAAUCUUAGAAAACAAAACUCUACCAUUGAGGAGAGGUUAUGUUGGAGUUGUGAACAGAAGUCAACAAGAUAUUGAUGGAAGAAAGGACAUUCGAGCAGCAUUGGCCGGGGAACGCAAGUUCUUCCUUAGUCACCCUUCAUACAGGCACAUGGCUGACAGAAUGGGUACGCCCUACCUACAAAGAGUGCUGAAUCAGCAGCUAACAAACCAUAUUCGUGAUGUUCUGCCUACCCUCAGAAACAAACUCCAGUCUCAGCUUCUGUCCAUGGAGAAAGAUGUCCAGGAGUUCAAGAACUACAGACCUGAUGACCCCUCCCGAAAAACUAAGGCCAUGAUGCAAAUGAUUCAACAGUUUAAUGUCGACUUUGAUAAAAGCAUCGAAGGUUCUGGAACAGAGAUUAACACCCGAGAAUUGUCAGGGGGAGCCAAAAUCAACAGGAUAUUUCACGAACGCUUUCCUUUUGAGCUGGUCAAGAUUGAAUUUGAUGAGCGUGAACUCAGGAAAGAAAUUAGUAUAGCCAUCAGAAACAUCCAUGCUAUCAGAACUGGUCUCUUUACUCCAGAUAAAGCCUUUGAGGCUAUAGUAAAGGAAUACAUCAAGAAACUAAAACAGCCAUCUCUGAAAGCUGUGGAUAUGGUGGUUACAGAGUUAACAAAUGUUGUACACAAGUGCACAGAAAAGAUGAGCAGAUAUCCCAGGCUACGAGACGAGACAGAAAGUAUUGUUAACAACCGCAUCAGGGAACGUGAGAUGGUUGCUAAGGACCAGCUCUUGAUGCAUGUAGAAUUUGAGCUGGCUUACAUAAACACCAAUCAUGAAGAUUUUAUUGGAUUUGCCAAUGCCCAUAACAAAGCCGAAAAUAAGGAAAGGAAAAAAGUUGGAAAUCAGGUGAUACGUAAGGGAUAUCUGACUCUACACAACAUCAGCUUCAUGAAGGGAGGCUCCAAGGACUUCUGGUUUGUGCUGACAGCUGAGAGCAUCUCCUGGUACAAGGAUGAAGAGGAGAAAGAGAAGAAGUAUGUGUUGACGGUGGACGGCCUUUUAGUCCGAGAUAUCCCAGACUCGGGUUUUGUGAAUAAGAAAAAGUCGUUUGCACUCUUUCACCAAGAUAACAGGAAUGUAUACAAGGACUACAAACAGCUUGAACUGUCAGCGGAAAACCAGGAGGAGGUCGACAGUUGGAAGGCCUCCCUGCUCAGGGCGGGGGUGUACCCCGACCGAUCCCAGAACGACGAGGAGAGAAAGGACAAGUCGCGUUCGGGAAAAGAUGACAUGGGCUCUAUGGACCCUCAGUUGGAACGACAAGUGGAGACCAUCAGGAACUUGGUGGAAUCCUACAUGAAGAUUGUCAACAAAACUCAGAGAGACCAUGUUCCCAAAUGCAUUAUGUCAAUCAUUGUGAACGAUGUGAAAGAUUUCAUUGGUGCUGACCUUCUAGCUCACCUAUACUCCACAACAGAGCAGGGAUCACUGAUGGAAGAGUCUGCUGAAGAGGCACAGAGGAGAGACGAGCUGAUUCGUAUGUACAGCGUGACCAAGGAGGCGCUGAGUAUCAUCGGGGACAUCACCAUGAACACUAACUCCACCCCUGUACCCCCACCUGUAGACGAUGAAUGGCUCAAAGUCGACCAAUCUGUACAAAAUGGAAGACCAAAUUCUCGGCCAUCUUCCCCGAAGCCUGGACGAGCUCCACCCCCACCACUGCCCAACCGACCGGGCAGUGCUCCCCCACAGAAUGUCCCAGCGAGGCCCGCACCAAACAUUCCAUCCAGACCGGCGCCUAAUGCGCCUGGUGGACUCAGUGCAUCCAACGCAGCAGCGGUGGCGAACAUGAUGGGAGCUAACGUUCCUCCCAUUCCAGCGAAAUAUGAUGUGCAAAUAGAUCGGAAAACAGCACAGAAAGGCUGGAAUGUUGGCCAAGCGGUUGGAAGUGCAUAUAUGCGCAAUCGCCCUGGAUCACAAGCAAAUGUUCCCAGAAUUCCAGAGCGACCAUCAAUUCCAUCAAGACCAAACAUGAACUGAGAGGAAGAUGAUCGUAGGCAAUGGAGUGAGUGGAAGCAGGAACUGCUUGAUGUUUUAUUAUGCAAAGGCACAGAGUGGAUAUCAUUCUUACUUGGAAUAAGCCUGGAUUUCACAACAAAAGAUUUGCUGGGAGCUGUGAUAGGGGCGUCAGCUGGCUGGUGACCUAUUUAAUUCUUCCAGAUCAAGAAAACUGGACUUCUUUCCUGUUCUUUUUUUUUUUUUACCACAUUAUGCACUGUAAAACCAUUUGACAAGAAAGGGAUAAUUAAUCACAAGAAACUAAUUUUGAAUUUGCUACAUGAAUAGCAGCUGAUUGCUCUCAGUUUGGUUCCAAGACAAACUGAAUGUAUAAUUGUCUCAAAAAUAUUGCUCUGAUUAGCUAUGGGAAAUUCUAAAUCUUGAUUUUAAUUACCACGUGAAUUAGUACAGGUAUUGUUAAAAAAAGAAAUGUGUGGGUGUAUAACUAAACUUGUCCUAGAUCAAUGGUAACGUAUACUAGAUCAGUGGUAACUUGUACUAGAUCAAUGGUAACUUGUACUAGAUCAGUGUUAACUUGUACUACAUCAAUGGUAACUUGUACUAGAUCAGUGGUAACUUGUACUACAUCAAUGGUAACUUGUACAUGUACUAGAUCAGUGGUAACUUGUACUAGAUCAAUGGUAACUUGCACCCUGAUGUGAUGUCAUCAGACACCUAUUUAUUCCGUAGAAACCAGUAGUAGCCAUAUAACGUCAAAAUUGGAAUAAUUGUUGUGAUAUGUUUAUACUUGUACAUGGUAGUGCAUGCACUCAUAUACAUGUACUAGAAAUAAGAAAGGAAAAUUAUAUAUGUAUAAGAAAUAUAUGUACUGUUAAAAUGUAUGUGGCCCCUGAUAGGAAACUUUGCAUUAAUCAAUAGUUUUUAUAUUGAUUUUAACAUUUAUCAAUAGACAGUGAAAAGAAUAUUAUGCUGCUUUGGGGAAAAAAUAUCGUGAUUUUUCAUUGCUGCAGAAAUUAUUUCAUGUAUGUAUUCAUUUGAGAUGUUCAUAGAUUGUUAUAUAUGACAUUUUCGACCAUAUCUUUUUAUCAUGUUCAUCAUUUGAAUUGUUGGUACUAUGUGAUGAUUUGUGCAAUCUUUGUUUGACUUUUGUAGGCCAGAUGUACAGUUGUCUUGUGAAGGAUGUACAAGUUCUGUUUUUGUUGACAGUAUAGAAAUCAAUAUGCAAACUGUUGCUCUAUGGUUCUGUGUAUCUGUUUAACAGACUGCAUGUUGAAACACGACAUCACAGACCUUUGUUCACUCCGUAGCAUCUCUGCUCAUCUUUUUUACAACUAGCAUUUUGAAGCCAGAUUUAUGGAUACUACUAUUAGUUAGGUCAUUUGAUAACCAUGAAAUUUUUAUUUUUAUCAAUUUUCAUCAUUUUUUUUUUUUUUUUUUUUGCAAUUUCAAAAUAACUCUACAUAAAACAAUGAAGAAGACUGUCACUUCAAUCAGUUGUAUGGAAUAUGAUAAUUUAUAUAAUUUGAUAUUGGUAGACUAUGAAUGUGGAUAGACUUGAUACAUAGUCUUAUCUAGGUUCACAAGUGUGCACUCUUGAUAGCGAAAUUGAUAUUUCUUGUGCAUUUAAGCAUUUAGUAGAAAAAAAAUGGUUUAUUUGUUGUGUGAUAGUUUGCUCAUAAUCUUCAGACAAAAAGAGGGUGGGUUUCAAGGUUAUGAAUGAAGGGGAAACUGAAAAAUUUUGAAUAAAAGAUAUUAAAGAGAAUCAGAUUUGUUACUUCUCAGAUUUAAUAUUUAAGCCAAGAUCUUGAAAACCAAUCUGUGUAGUAGCUACAACUGUAAACUGUAUAGAAUUAAUAGGUCAUAAACCAGUCAUGUCGUGUACAGAUCAUGUAAUAUACAACAUAAUAAAUUAAAGUGAUAUAAAAUGAA